CAAGCCGAACAGCCGAAGUCGCAGCGGUCGCGACAUGACGCGACUCUCGUUCACCGUGUGCGCACGCCCUUCCCAGAUAUCAGCGCUGACUGCUCUUCACCUGUGUUAGUCGUCCGCUUACAACUACGGCUGUUUCCCUCGCCCGUUUAUUCUCUCCCCGGUUGAUGAUUGCAUGGUGAUUGCUUUCGGAGCGCCUCGUGAAUUUACAGCUGCGCCGCCAACCGCUUUCGCGGGUGUCAAGCUGUGCGGGAUUGUGACUGUGCGAGCUGUUCACGGCUCUUCACUUUCGCGCCUCAUCUCUUCCCUGCAGUGUGGACUGACCUUCAGCCGUUCAACGCUCUACCUGUGACAUGGCGGGCUGCUUGAUGUGGGUUCUGUAUGUGGCUUUACCGUGGCUCAUGGCUCUUACUGCGUGGCUGAAAAUUGCCGACGCUGACCUCACGCUCCUGUUCAGGUCCAAGUUCGGACGUUCGAUAGCAACCCUGAAAGGCAAAGUGAUAUGGAUCACAGGUGCAUCUAGUGGAAUUGGCGAGUACCUUGCAUAUGAGCUGGCCAAGGUAGGAUCAUGCCUAGUCCUUUCUGGCACCAACUUGGACAACUUGGAGCAUGUGAAAAACCACUGCCUUGAGUUCGGGAAAGGAAAAGGCACUGAAGUCCUUGUACUCCCAUUCAGCAUUUGCGACUUCUCGUCACACAGUGAGCAGCUCCAGAAGGUCUUGGACCGUUUCGGCAGGCUGGACAUACUGGUCAACAAUGCCGGGCGCAGUCAGCGUGCCUCCUUUGAGGAGAUUCCUGUCGAGAUUGACAAGGAGAUGUUCGACUGCAAUGUCUUUGGUGCUGUGUCCCUUACGCGGGUUGUUGUCAAGUACUUCAAGGAAAAGAAUGUGCAAGGUCAUGUUGUUGUCACCAGCAGCACGGCUGGAAAGCUGGGUGCACCUUUCUCAGCCACCUACACUGGUUCCAAGCACGCACUUCAGGGCUACUUUGAGUGCUUGCGCCUGGAAGGUGUGAUCUUAGGAGGAUUAGACGUCACUAUUGCCUGUCCAGGACCAGUUUUUUCACGCAUCCGGGAGCGUGCAUUUACUGCCACCCCUGGCAAGCUGUACAACAUGAAGGACACCCCUAAGUCUCGGCUCAUGCCCACUGAGCGGUGUAGUCGACUUAUGGCUGUUGCCAUAGCCAAUAAGAUGGACGAGGUCUGGAUUUCUGAAAAUCCUAUCUUGCUCACCAUGUAUCUGGCACAGUAUGCACCAUCUAUAUUCAGGAACUAUAUUAUGAAGUUGCUCUUCACCAAAGAAAGAGUGAUGAAGCUGAGGGAGGGCCAGUAGAGAGCUGCUGAUACAUUCGAGUGGCUGGUUCCUGUACCCUAGUUGCGCAUAUUGCUUGUUCAAAAAAAAAGAGACUUUUUUUUUGUACCUGCUGCUUGCUUAUGCUCCUGUGCUUAUAAGCACACAAAUUGGGAGCAUGCUAUCGCAUCCAGCAGGCACAUGGCAUGUUGAUCAUGCCUAACGUGCAUAUGUAAAGUGUGCACAAUUUUUUAAUAAAUACUGUGAUCUCUUAGUAAAA
Messenger RNA from Rhipicephalus microplus (southern cattle tick), 1566 nucleotides. RefSeq names its product dehydrogenase/reductase SDR family member 7. Gene Ontology annotation, molecular function: oxidoreductase activity. The record is from RefSeq and is a predicted model, not a curated record. NCBI's taxonomy places the organism in Eukaryota, Metazoa, Arthropoda, Arachnida, Ixodida, Ixodidae.